Paramormyrops kingsleyae is the source of this 4191-nucleotide messenger RNA. Its product is annotated as rho-related GTP-binding protein RhoA-D-like. Gene Ontology annotation, molecular function: GTPase activity; GTP binding. The record is from RefSeq and is a predicted model, not a curated record. Lineage: Eukaryota; Metazoa; Chordata; Actinopteri; Osteoglossiformes; Mormyridae. Gene Ontology annotation, biological process: small GTPase-mediated signal transduction.
AGGGAGGAGAUCUAAAUUAUUCCGAGGGCUGCACCGCCUCCCCGGCCAAUAGAGAUGGGGCGCGGAGACGAGGAGCGGCAGUGCUCUGGAUGGGUGGGAGGGCCUUAUAUUCCUCAGUUUCGAUCCUUGGAAAUCUUACUCGUUUGAAAUACGCUGCAGCAAGGUCGCAAAACCGUGAGAAACGGAAAGCCGGAGUGGGAUUCUCAGCGUGGUAUCUGCGAAAAAGAGAGAUGGCAGCAAUCAGGAAGAAACUGGUUAUUGUGGGGGAUGGAGCAUGUGGAAAGACUUGCCUACUCAUAGUCUUCAGUAAAGACCAGUUCCCCGAGGUGUAUGUGCCCACUGUGUUUGAGAACUACAUCGCAGACAUUGAAGUGGAUGGGAAGCAGGUGGAGCUGGCUCUAUGGGACACAGCUGGCCAGGAGGACUACGACCGCCUGCGGCCGCUCUCCUACCCCGACACUGACGUCAUCCUGAUGUGCUUCUCCAUCGAUAGUCCUGACAGUUUAGAGAACAUCCCAGAGAAGUGGACCCCCGAAGUGAAACACUUCUGCCCCAACGUCCCCAUUAUUCUCGUGGGCAACAAGAAGGACUUGAGAAAUGAUGACCACACGAGGAGGGAACUGGCCAAGAUGAAGCAGGAGCCUGUCAAGUCAGACGAGGGCAGGGACAUGGCUAACCGCAUAGGGGCUUUUGGCUACCUGGAGUGCUCAGCGAAGACUAAAGAUGGAGUUCGUGAAGUGUUUGAGAUGGCCACCAGGGCGGCGCUACAAGUGCGCAAGCGCAAGAAGAGAAAUGGCUGUUUAUUGUUGUGAAGGUUGUGGGGUCUGAAACAAUGAGGGUUGUGGGGGUUGUUGGGGUUGGCCAAGCAUUAAUAAAACACCAGGAGAAUGAUCCCUAAGUAACAUCUGCCCCAUGUUUUUCACAAGCAAACACAGGAGAAGAAAAACAAAUACUGAAAACAAGGCAAACUGGGCAGAUCCAUAGGUUGGAUAUUUUAUAUUUACUUUUUCUGUUUCUCACCUGGUUUUCUCCUGUUCAGUUUGUUUCUGCAGCUUAUCCUGUUUGAGGAAAUGGAUAGUAUGUAUAUGUCUGUCUGCAUGCAUGUUUUUAUGCACACGCAUGUCUCUUCAGCUCACCCACAAGUUAGCAGCACAUUGAUUUGUGAACUUUGCUUGAUGUCAUAUAAAUAAUAGGGUGGGGGGCAAAUUGGGUGGAUUGUGCCAGCUCCCUUGUCGAAAGGGUGAAGUGGAUGGUGUGACGAUCAAACGAGCACUAUGAGUUGGUCUGACAGAAGCCAGCUGUGCCCAGUACCUUCCAGCCUUAACGUUUUACAUUUGAAGUGGCAUGUGUGGAUUGAACCUGUCAACCGAUUCCUGCCACACCCCCACAACCCCCAUGGGACUCUCCAAGCUGUCAUGGAGGUGUAGAGAGCUGUGGGGAAGCUGCCUGUCUCCUGUCACACCACACCUUAGUGUAGUCAAAUGGACAAUAUAGCCUCCCCACUUAUCAACAUGAGAAAACCGGCCCUGUUUUGGACAGAGGGUGCAGUGUGUUCUGAUCACAAGCUGCAAUGCUAUGAGUCUGUUUCCCUACCCGGUCCACACGGACCCCCCCCCAGACAGUCCAUGUUUUUGCAAAAAUGUGGACUAUCUAGCAGGAAACUGGAAGGGAGCAAAAACAUGGGCUUUCUGUGGGUCUCUGAGGAUCGGGUUGGGAAACACUGCUAUAAGAUAUUGCCAUAUGGUCAGAGAGGACUGUCCAAGGAUAAGAUGGCAGCACAGCCUCCUAGCAUUGUACCUUUCAAAUUCUCUGUAGGGCAGUAUCUUUCUGUCAAAUGUAAUCACAAUGAAAGGAAAGAAGGGUGAAAUGCAAGGUAAAUAACUGGUAGAAUUCUGAACCUUUUAAAUAAAUUAUAGGAAGAGUUAUGGAUCUGAGAGUGCCAAGAGACAGAAUAUUAACCAGCAAAGCAAUCCAGAAUACACUGAGUAGUUUUUCCAGGGCUGCAGCCAGCCUAAAUGGUUUACAAACUGGACUUAUGAGUGGAUGACUGGGAAUUCAGGUACCAAGAAGAAUUCUGCGGUUGUAGAAAGCUGCCUGAAUUGUUUCUCAUUUAUAAACUGAUAUUUUACACCUUCACUUCACUAUUUGGAUAAGACUUUGCGUUCCAGCUAUAAUGUAUAAUCAUAAUAAUGAAUGCAGGCCUUUAACUCUUCUUUCCUUCUGGGUUCUGGUUUGAUGGACUUUCCUGCCUUGCAGGCUCAUUUAGGACUUGUGUAGGGGUUCUGGGUAAUUAGUAUGACUGGGUGAUCAGUGGGCUACCUGGAGGGUUUUUCUUCAUGCCUCAGUUUCCCCCCAUAAACCCCCACAGCACUGCUGUAAUGCAUUGAGAUGACCAUGGAAUACUAAGUCUAUAAGUGUAAGCUGUGCGUCACCUGUUCUAAAUCAACAUAUCAUAACUUUAUUGGAGCUCUCCUGCUCAACUCUCCACUCCAGGUGGACUAAGGCCAGUCAAGCAUUUUGUUUUUGUCAGUAUGAUAGCCAUAAUUGUCUGUGACCCGUUUGCCUUACCCUUUUGAUAUGACAGAUUGACAUUCUGUAAGUUUUGAAUGCUUGCUAGUGUUUGGCAUCCUUGACAUGUUAGUACUGCUUGCAUAAGGCUGCAGUCCUUCAGGUAGAGAGAUCAGAGAUACUCCAGUGUUUGCUGUCUGAGCUGACCGUGGUAGCUGGCAUUCUAGCCAUUUCAUGGCACCUGUAACAUCUACUUGGACUUCUAUCCCAUUCUUAUAAAGUGUGCCAUUCAGAUGCUAGGCUGUGUACAGUUUUGUUUUUGAAGCUCCCAUGGCAGAAGGUGACUAUACGGCUGGGUUUUGCUUCAUGGGGUUACUAGUUGCCACUCAGUUGCAGAGUGAGUUUCUUGAUUACUCACUCAAAGUAAUACUAAGCGACACUUGCUUAUCUGUACAAGUUGGGUCUCCCUAAAAUGUUCUGGAGUUAAGCUGUGAGGUACAACGAAUGCUAGCAUGCAUCACAGCCUGCAGGGGCUCCAGACCAUUCAGUGUGGGCCCUAAACUUUUUUCUUUUCCUUACAUUCCUCCAGUUGAACAUCACACUAUGAUGGUGACAUCAAACUGCAGCACUGGUUAGCAAAAGGUCAUCUUACUCAGAUGCACUCAUCUGACGUGUCACUGAUGUAGUAAUAGUGUGUUUGGCCAGGCGGAAACUCAAGUGCAGGGGACAACUUGUUUAAUGAUGCUUCAGACCAAACUCAGAAAUACAUUAGAUGAAAGGAUGUAGAUAUGGGUUAACAAAUGUGCAGAGCACAAAAGUCAGAAUAUGCUGUAUAGACCUAAUAUCUGGAAAUGUUAUAACCACAAUGUGCAUUAGAUAGGCUUUUGUGUGAUAUGGUUUUCAACAGAUCCCUACAAAGGAAAUAAAACGUUUCCAUUUAAAGAUCAGCAUCUGGAGAACACUGCCCCCUGGAGUCCAUAAAUGGGAGGGAAUCGGGGUGCAACAGCCUUAUAAAUAGCAUAUUGAAUUUUAGACUGAACAAACUUGAAUAUUUUUAGUUUUUCAAAGAACGGUGUAGCCUAGAAACUCAAAGUUAAGGCAGUAAAGGUGAAAGAAUUGACAGAGGAAAAACAAAUAUUUCAGGCUGAUAACAUUGCCAUUGCAUAUACAAUACAACCAUUUACGAGGAUUUAAUUGUUGGCCAAAGCAGUACAGUCAUCUGUCCUUUUAAAGGUCAAAGUUCUGCAGGGAUUCUAGGGAUUAAAGUAUGAGGCCAUCUGUAAUGGAUUUCAGAGAGGACACAGAACGAAGACCCUCUGAAUUCCCCACAGAUUUGAAGACCACCCCAAUGGCCUUUGUACUAGUGGAGCAUGUACUGUACUGAGUAAAGUGUUUGUGAGAAUUUUAUAUGUGUCUAAGAUUAAACAUCAAUACAUACAUAUACAGACUUUAUCCCUUUGUUUGCAUGGGUCUGUACCUGACCUCCCUUUGCUACUGUAUUUGUCUUUUGGGACAACUUUGGUAUGUUGGAUUGUUUUCCUCCCACUUUUUUUGUUUUCCUUAAUUUUCCAGGAUUAAUUAAAAGUGCUAAAAUAAUCGAGAUUUGUAUAAAUGCUGAUUGUCAAUGCUUUGUAAACAGAACUAGUGUUGUAGCAAAUGUUCAAAUAAAGAGAACACAUCACA